GAGGAGGAAGAGGAGGAGGAAGAGGAGGAAGAGGAGGAAGAGGAGGUAGAGGAGGAAAAGGAGGAGGAGGAGAACGAAGAGGAGGCAGAGUGA
Messenger RNA from Protopolystoma xenopodis, 93 nucleotides. NCBI's taxonomy places the organism in Eukaryota, Metazoa, Platyhelminthes, Monogenea, Polystomatidea, Polystomatidae. The record is from the annotation of a GenBank genome assembly.